Messenger RNA from Rotaria sp. Silwood2, 954 nucleotides. NCBI's taxonomy places the organism in Eukaryota, Metazoa, Rotifera, Eurotatoria, Philodinida, Philodinidae. The record is from the annotation of a GenBank genome assembly.
AUGAAUAAUGUCGCUAUUUUUCUUGGAUACGGAAAUGGUACUUUUUCUCCUGCCACCGAAUUUUCUACUGGCGAUGGUUCUUCUCCAUCCUUUGUUCAAGCUGGUGACUUUAAUAAUGAUCAUAUAUUAGAUAUAGCUGUCGCUAAUUAUGGAACUAGCGGUAUUGUUGUGCUUUUUGGAUUCGGAGAUGGGAGUUUUCUACUAGGAACCGAAUAUCAAACUGGUGUAGGAUCAACACCGUAUGCCUUUGCUAUUGGUGAUUUUGAUAAUGAUUUUCGGCUGGAUGUUGCUGUCGCAAAUGAAAAAUCAAACGAUAUAAGUAUUUUUCUUGGAUAUGAUAGGGAACUGUAUGCCGGUAUAACAUUAUAUAGUACGGGUCUUGGAUCACAGCCACAUUCAGUCGCUAUUGGUGAUCUGAAUGAAGAUGGUCUAUCCGAUAUUGUUGUAGCUAACUAUCGUACUGACAAUAUAGGUAUUUUAUUUGGACGUAAUGAUGGAGUUUUCGAUACUAUAACAACAUAUUCAACGGGAGUUGGUUCUGCUCCAUACUCUCUGUCCGUAGCUGAUUUUAACAGGGACAAUCAUUUGGACAUUGUUGUUACUAAUUCUGAAACAGACACUAUUACUAUUCUGCUCGGCUAUAGUAAUGGAACGUUUGCCAUUGAAACGACAUACUCGACUGGUGCUCGUUCUCGACCGUACACGGUGUCAGUUGGGGAUUUUAAUAAUGAUCAUAUAUUAGAUAUUGCCAUUGCAAAUUCUGGUACUAAUAAUAUAUUUCUACUUUAUGGAUAUGGUAAUGGCCUAUUUGGAAACAAAACUUCUUAUGCUCUAGGCUACGGAUAUGAUCCGUAUUCGAUCGCAGUCACAGAUUUAAAUCAAGAUGGUUGGACGGACAUUGCCAUUGCCUGUUAUGGCACAGACCAUGUAGAAACUCUAAUACAAAGAUGUUAG